Linum tenue is the source of this 3219-nucleotide messenger RNA. Lineage: Eukaryota; Viridiplantae; Streptophyta; Magnoliopsida; Malpighiales; Linaceae. The record is from the annotation of a GenBank genome assembly.
AGCUUUUAUUCAAUGUAUUUAAUGUACAUUCAUCAUCAAAGGCAUUUUGGUAAAAGAUGCAAACUCAUCAUUUCACAUAAUUGGUACUUGCUUCAGCCGCAAGGCUUCUUUUCUUCCAGGAAACCAGCUAGCUGGCUCAAUGUCCUCAGCUUUUCUGCCACAGCUUGUCCUGGUUCCUGACGCCAAAACAAGCAAUGAAUCAGAUGUUUGCCCCAAAGCCCAAGCUACGAACAUUAUGGUUUGUUUCUCUGCAGCAAGUCCACAAAACACAGUCACACAGACGAGACAGCUUGUCGAGGUCUACGAUAGAGGUUCUAAAGUCUGUGAGAAACAACGUUGAAAAAAACGAGGGGCAACAAGGUGAGAAGAACAUGGAAGAGUUACAAACCCAGGGUUCUCAUUCAAGCCCUCAAGGCUGCGGGAGAGUUGGUUGCAGAACUCGACCUGUUUCGCGUGUUUGUCGUUGCAUCAAGCAUUGUGUUAAGGGGAAAGUAGUGAUUACCCAGAACCAGGGGCAAUCAGGUCCUGGGAAAUCAGCAUCAGUGCAACUUUACAGCAGCACCAAAGUUGAUCCAAGCACAGGGGAAGGGAAGUUGAGCCGAAGAGCUUACCUGAGACAUGGAAAGAGCAAGAAGAAGGACAGCGUAAAAACGACAGUAUACAAGAUGAAGUUGUGGGUGGAGGCAGAUUUUGGAACUCCAGGAGCACUCCUCAUUGCCAACCGUCACAAGCAUAAGUUCUUUCUCGAGUCUGUUACCGUUGAAAUUCCAAAUCAGCAUAUUCAUUUCGACUGCAGCUCUUGGGUAUAUCCUGUGGACAAGACAAAAUCAGAGCGUCUUUUCUUCUCAAACACUAGUUACCUCCCAGACCAAACACCUCCAGCUUUGGUGGAGUUGAGGAAGUCAGAACUUGUGAGCUUGAGAGGAGAUGGAACUGGGGAGAGGAAGGAAUGGGAUAGGAUCUAUGACUAUGAUUUUUACAAUGAUUUAGGUCAUCCAGACAAAGGCUGGCAACAUGCUAGGCCCAUCUUAGGUGGUUCCAGAUGGCAUCCAUACCCUUGCAGGGGUAGAACAGGGCGGCCUUCUAGCAAUGCAGAUCCAUUGGCUGAGAGCCGCGGCGAGUCAAUGAAACUGGACAUAUACGUGCCCUCAGAUGAGCAGUUUAGCCCUGCAAAACUUUCAGCCUUCCUUUCAAACUCCAUCGAGGCUACAGUACAUUUUCUUGCCUCUGAAGCAAAAGCUUUGUUAAGAGAUGACUCUAGUGACUUUAGGUCGUUUGACGACCUACGUGAGUUGUUCUCUGGCAAGAGAAGCCAAGCAGUAGAGGAAAAAGUUGCAGAGAAACUGAAGAAAUUAGUACCCUAUGAUCUUUUCAAAGAAGUCACAAACAGAAGCAAAGAAGAUACCACCAAAUUUCCACUACCACAGAUCAUAGCAGGUAAUGCAAAAUUUCCAGACAGCCACCCCAGAGAAUGAUAUUGCCUGGAUGGACGACAUGGAGUUUGCACGACAAAUGCUUGCAGGGAUAAAUCCAACAAGGAUACAAUGUUUACAGGAAUUCCCCCCAAAAGGAAAACACUCAGUGAGCACAAUCAAGGCAUCAGACAUUGAAAAUAACCUUGAUGGUUUGAGUCUUAUCCAGAAAGAUAGGUGUCUUCAAAGAAAGAUAACUGGAGAUACCUGUUCAGAGAACUGGAGAUACUAUGAUCGGAGCCCAUAACUUUCUUGAAAUAUCUCAUAGUAGCGAGCUUCAUUCUGGAUUUUGUUCACACUACAGGCAAUGGAGCAGUGGAGGAUAUUCAUCUUGGAUCACCAUGAUUAUCUCAUGCCCUUUGUGAGCAGAAUAAAUGCCAAUGGUGUUUGUGCUUAUGCAUCGAGAACCUUAUUAUUCUUAAGAAGCAAUGCCACACUAAAGCCGCUGGUAAUAGAACUAAGCUUGCCUGGAUUCUCCAGAAGGACCACCAGCAGCCGAGUGUUUCUUCCAGCCAGUCAGGGCACUGGAGCAGCACUCUGGCAAUUUGCUAAAGCUCAUGUUACGGCCAAUGACUCAGCUCAUCACCAACUAGUCAGUCAUUGGUUGCACACUCAUGCAGUUGUUGAGCCAUUCAUCAUUGCGUCCCGAAGGCAGUUGAGUGUUAUGCACCCCAUCCACCGCCUAUUGCAUCCACAUUUCAAAGACACCAUGCACAUUAAUGCAUUAGCUCGAAAUCUCCUAAUAAACGCAGGUGGGAUCCUCGAGCAAACACUAUUUACUGGUGAAAUUUCUAUGGAGCUGUCUUCUGAGCUUUACAAAGAGUGGAGAUUCAAUGAACAAGCUCUCCCCGCUGAUCUUCUGAAAAGACGACUGGCCCUACAAAACCCUGCCCAUCCAAGCGGGGUCGAGCUGCUCUUCCCCGAUUAUCCCUAUGGUGCAGAUGGACUUGAAAUAUGGCAAGCUAUCAAAACGUGGGUAACAGACUUCUGCACAGUUUUCUACAAAGACGACGACUCUGUUAGGUAUGACAUGGAAAUUCAAGCAUGGUGGUCAGAAAUCCGAAACAUUGGUCACGGUGACAAGGCCCAUGAGCAAUGGUGGUUUAACAUGACAACCAUAUCUGAACUCGUAGAGACUCUAACAACUCUCAUUUGGAUUGCAUCUGCUCUUCAUGCAUCUGUGAAUUAUGGGCAGCAUGCAUAUGCCGGUUACCCUCCAAAUAGGCCAGUACAAUGUCAAAGGUUCAUCCCAAGAGAAAGGACACCCUUAUUUGCUGAGUUCCUAAGAGAUCCUGAUAAAUUUUACGUGGAUAUGUUGCCAGGAAGAUUUCAGAUGACACUUGGUAUAGCAUUAACAGAGGUUUUAUCACGCCACACAUCAGAUGAGGUGUACCUGGGAUGCAGGCCACUAAACUGGACAGACAACAAGGAAGUCAAGCAAAAGUUCAAGAAAUUCAACGAUGCUCUUCAAGAAAUAGAGAAGAAAAUAGUUCAAAGAAACAGAAAUCCAGAGUUGAAGAAUAGAUGUGGACCUGCAAAGUUGCCAUACAAAUUCCUUUACCCAGGGACAUCUAACAACAGAGCCAGAGGGGGGCUCGGUGCAGAAGGGAUACCUAACAGCAUAUCGCUCUAAGUAACUUUGUUGCACAUACCUGCAACUAGAGACAAUGACUUGCGGUACCAUAAAAAUGAUUUAACAUCAGAGUUAAAUGAAACAAACAUUGUGAACUCAAAAUUGCAAUCCCAA